CCACUGUAUCAUUUCCCGCGAAUCAGAACCACCUAAUUAAAGGCGAUCCAGCUCUCCAUUCACCUCUCCGCUACACAUCCCUUUUCCAUCGGGCGGAGACGAUCUUCUUCGCUUCUGCUCUAUAUACUCUCACAUUCCUCUAUCUCUGGUUUCACCUUUCCUCUCUGUGAAGAAUCCAGCGAAAUGGCAAAUGCGGCAUCCAGUAUGGUAGUCCAUGGCGACUGCAAAUUGAAAUUCUUGGAGCUGCAGGCAAAAAGGACCUAUCGCUAAUCGCUCCAUAAUUUUCAAGAUCGAGGAGAAGCAAAAGGAAGUCAUGGUGGAGAAGCUUGGUGAUCCAAGUCAAAGCUGUGAGGAUUUUGAUGCUAGCAUCCCUGCUGACGAGUGCCGCUAUGCUGUUUAUGAUUACGACUUUGUCACGGAGGAGAACUGCCAGAAGAGCAGGAUAUUUUUCAUUGCCUGGUAAAAUAUUGGAGUCAAUUUUUGAAGUCUAGAAUAUUGUGUGAUGGCAGUAGGUUCCAGAGGACAAUUCAUCCUUAGAAAUCCGCAAGAAAACCUAUUUUCCAAGCCUAUACACAGAUAUUGUUGAACUCAAAAUCAUACACAAUUUUACAGGGGGUUCGCUCUGCCUUCAUAGCAGCUCCAGAUCUUGGAAAUUCAUCCAGAAAUCGCAAAUGAAGAAAAUGCCGGAAUUUUUGGCGCCUCGAAAAUCGAAGUAGAGAAAGUUUGAAUUUUCCAUAUGUUAGAUUUUUCUUAUCCUCAUUCAAUGUAUAUGUGUUUUUCUUCCAAUAUAAGUGACUAUAACCUUCUUUUUUUCCCAAGAAAUGUCAAGAGAGAAAAAACUAUAUAAUCUACCCCAAAACCCUCCCAAACCAAUACAUCAGUGAAGCCACCCUACAAAGUCAAAGGAACCGAUCUCAAGAGGAGAAAGUAACAGGGCUUUAUGCGCGCCACUCUAUGGGAAGCCCCAUUAGCAGUUCUAGGAACUGCCCUAAACUCUAAUGAAACAGAAACUGAAGACAGGAGCUGGAAGCAAUCACGAAGCACCGGGCCUCCGAGGGAAUCUGAAGAAAUGCCCUGGCGAAGCUGGCGAAUCACCACUUCUGAAUCACCUUCGAUGAUGACACAAGGAAGGGACUUGGAGACCAAGAGGGAGAUAGCGUCUCGAGCUACAAGAAGUUCUGCGAGGUAGGGGUCAACAAUGCUUGGGUGCUGGAACCCUACUGCCAACGCCACAUGCUCGUCUGUUGCACGAACCACUAGUCCAGACGAGCAACCGGAAGCAUAAACCGCAACAUCAAAGUUGAUCCUCAUAUAGCCAACAGGAGGAGGGAUCCAGGAGGUGAGGCGGGAGCUUAAGGGCUGAAGGGAAGUGACUAUAACCGUUUGCUGUGUAGGUUUGUGAACCCUAUAGAUUCUAGAGAGGCAUAGACUAUUCCUUAUGCUUGUAUAUGACAUAUAUUGACUGAUGUUUGGUCUAUCUCGCU
Molecule: messenger RNA, 1484 nt
Organism: Linum tenue
Lineage: Eukaryota; Viridiplantae; Streptophyta; Magnoliopsida; Malpighiales; Linaceae
Source: the annotation of a GenBank genome assembly